Messenger RNA from Odontomachus brunneus, 7476 nucleotides. RefSeq lists its product as uncharacterized. Gene Ontology annotation, biological process: mitochondrial protein catabolic process; mitophagy by internal vacuole formation. Gene Ontology annotation, cellular component: mitochondrial outer membrane. The record is from RefSeq and is a predicted model, not a curated record. Bases 3987 to 5852 code for a protein of 621 amino acids. Lineage: Eukaryota; Metazoa; Arthropoda; Insecta; Hymenoptera; Formicidae. The transcript is spliced from 5 exons.
ACUCCCUUUCCAGGAAGCUCUCGCGCGAAAAUAAUUUGAUGAGGAAAGCGAAUGUCAAUAUCGUCACGUCGCGAGUGGAGAAACUCACGGAUGGAAUAAUCUCGCAUGACCGCUCAGCUUGAUAUCAAGGAUUCAUAUUCCGCGAGAUCUCUUUCUCGAUUCCAUAAAUUGCAUGACAGAACGAUUAACAAAAUUACACACGAAAUAUCAGACGCGAAAAUAUUAAACAUUAUUACUUAUACGAUGUUAAAAGUACAACGCGUUGAGUACUUGGCUAUUUUCUCGGCGCCUCUGAAUUUUUUAAUCAUAACUUUAUUAACCUCAAUAAUUAUCACGAUACAUCCAUUUUCUAAAUUUGGAUAUUCCAUGUGCAAAAUAAAAGCACUAAUGCCUGGGCACGUAUUUGAUCCUAGUCAUUUCUCUUGCUUUGACCUUUAAAUACGAAUAUUGAAACUCUCAGUAUAAAAUAUAUUAUAUAUAGAAUAUAACAAAUGGCGCACAUAAAAUACAGUUUGCGUUUGGGACCGGUUUUAUGUUUUACGAGCGCCACCUUGUAUAUUUAAUGUAUACGUACACAUUCUGUGGUAAAAAUUUAAAUACUUGUAUUUUUAUCGUAAAGACGAAAAUAAUAAGAAUGUUAGUGGGAUACGUAUCGAGAUAUUGGUGCUUUUAUUCCUUACACGUUCGUUGUUCAAAGUCAGAUUACGUCCGAUAGUAGCGAAGUCAUAAAUGUGAUUAUUAACGAGCCUGCCGCAUUUCAAUCUAUAAUCUCGUCUCGAGACUCGAGACAUAUCGGGACGCAAGAUCCAGACGCAAGAUUCAAUUAACGUUCCCGUAAUAAGAACACUCGUCCCGCACCAUGCUGUUCCCUUUAGCUCAUAACAAACGUUAGUGACUUUUUAAUUAACCUAACAGUUACUUCUCGCAGUUUUUUAUCAAAAUAUAUCACGCAGGAUACGCGUCACCCCCGUUACUCGGCUGCCUCUUUCUCGAGACUUAAUUAAGUUAAUAGUAACUUCAGCAAUCCUGAAAAAUUUACUUGUACGCGGCGGGUAUGAUAAAUUCUGCGCGCUCAUAUGUACGAGUAAUUAAAAAAUUUGCAGUCAUGUACAAGUGGAGACCGACAAACCUCUCUUUUACCCUCGUAAUAAUCUGGCCGUAAUAAAGUCGGGGGAAAAAAACGUUUCAUUAAAUUUAUACGCGUCGAAUUUAUUAAAAAGCUCGGCGCUUACACGCAUUAAUCACUCCACGAUUAAAGUCGAGAUAUUUCAGGUUUAAACUCGCGACGCGGCGAGUGUUGUACAACGACGCUUGUCGCGCAAACAGAAUUCUCGCUGAUAAAAUCACAUGCCCGCGUGUCUGUCGUGUUCCAUAUUCUCCGUGAUUAUAAGCAACAUUUGAAUUAUUACAUGCCCACAGACGAACUAGCCUCCUCUCCUCUUUUUCCCCUCCUCCCGACAUCUUUUAUGCAGUAUCUUUUUCGCGCCAGCGAGCCCGAUUGUGCCACAGAGGGCACGUGUUGCGGGCAAAAAUAAACUGAAAUUUGCUAGCCAUUCACGUCUGAUGCGCCUGCAAGAUUAUACACCGCGAUUCCGAUGCAUCAUGCAUGCACCUUCCAUUUCUGACGCUACCGGGUGUCCCGCCACUACCGGCAAAUAUUUUAUUCUGCCGAGACGCGGGCACGUACGUAGAGUGCACAAGGAGACGUUUCAUAGAGAAAAGUGGGUUUCCCCUCCAUUUUUUAUAACUUUCCCGCUUGAGUCCACUUUUAUCUUUUUCGCCUUCUUGCUUCGCCGCGCACUUUCCAGGAGAUCGAAGACGCGCAUCAUGGAACAUUAAUAUCAGACUCUACAUGGACUUCCGGUGUCGAUUUUCCUUCGGAAACUCUCUCCGUUUCUCCCGAGAAGUUUAAUCACAGAAAUGCGACAGGCACACUUCGCGACAGGCACACAGCGCGCGGAGAUGAAUAAAAUCUCAACUAAAAAAUCUCGCGUUCUUUGAUCUCAAGUAAACUUCGUUCCGUUCGAAACUCACGUGUUACACUCGCUUUAAAUUCGUGUAUGCACUCAAACAAAAUGUUUGCCGGGCGGGGAUACACUUUGCUUUAAUACAAUAUGCUUCACCGCAAUCGAAUUUCGCACAAAAGACAGGCGGGAAUUUAUGCAGAUCCCUCGACUGACAUCCCAUGUUGCGUAUUGCAUCGCGGCGGACACGUAAAGAUAUCUCGGUCUCGAGAGUGUAUCGGAGGACACGGUUCACACACGUAAAUAAUUCCGUUCGCAGGUCCAAUCCGACUCGCGCAGAAGUGGGCCGGUCGGCCCCGAGGCUGUAGGCCAGUCCGUGUUUCGUACGCGAAGACCGGGCGGAAGGAAAACCGAUCGUGCUUUGCGUAGCGAGCGAGUGAGCGAAAGAGCGGAGAAGUCGAAUUUUGCUAGAGGGAAAAAAAGAAAGUCGCGAUCGUUAAGCGGCCGCGGACACCCCAAGGCUAAAAGUGAAGACCAAGAUCAUUAUGGAGAUCGAUUGGCGCGCUGAAUCGCGGAGAUAAUUGCACGACGAUAAUGAGGCCGGCUUAGGUGGCGAGCUGACGUCGAGUGAAGAUAUCAACAAGUGUAGAAACGAGGUUGAGAGGACUCCAUAGCGAGCACAAAAGCGCUCGCGAAUCAAGAAUGAAAUGUUCCUGCCGGCUGUUUCCGAGCGGAGAAUUGUAAAGAAGAGCCUCGGCGUGGGAGAGAAUAGCGGUUAGAAAAUUAGACGAGGCGCUCCGACUGCCUCGAGGCGGCUAACGUUUCCCGGGGAUCAGACGUACGGAAAAUCGCGAAGGAGAGAGAGAGAGAGAGAGAGAGAGAGAGAGAGAGAGAGAGAGAGAGAGAAGGUCUAACCUCGUCAAGGACAAAGCGAAGAAAAACGAAGGGUCGAGCGAGAGUAAUCAGCGCGCGAGAUGGAUACAAUUAUAUCUCUAACGGAUACAAUUAUAAAAAGCAUCAAUUUUUAAACGUUACCACUAUCGAGAAGGACACUCAGCUAAUACGCCCUUCACGACGUACGCAAAACUGGAAAAGGGGAUUGUUUCCGUGUAAUAAUUUAACAAUUAUUUUCGCGUAUCUGACAGAGGAAAAAUUCGCUGCUGAGAAUCUCAAGGAUCGCUCUGGAAGACAAGAAACUCAAACUAAUGAGUUCGUUUGUACAAACAAGAGGCAAAUGAUUGAGGAAUCAAUUGACGUAAGAGGAUACACGCUGAUCCAAACGAAGAAAUUAUUACGAGAGGAGCAACGGCUGUUUGCACGGGAGAAAUCGGCGGAGCAAUCGAGAAACCUGUUUUCUCGCGGGGGAAACAAAUAAUCACGGACGCGCCAGCCUCUCGAUCUGAAGAACCCUAAUAAGAGGACAAACACGUGUUUAGUACUUUCACCGAAACCGCCGAGACGAAUUAAUAUAUCGACGCGAUCGCGUAAAAUAGACGUUCGUGCGGCAGACGACAGCGAGACCGGUAGAAACCCUAGGGAGACACUCGAAAUCGACUCGGCUAAUAAAGAGGACCGGAUCGCCGGGGAAGAUAGCAAGGGAGCGACGUAUUCUUGAGCAGCACGUAAAUUGGCGAAAGCAGCGUAUACGAGGAUCCAUCGCCGCGACGGACUCGCCCUCGAGUAUGCCGUAAGAAAAGUAUCAAUUUGCGAGAGAACACGGGAGGUGGGCAGGGUUCACGAAGACGCGUGGCUACGGGUCAAAGAUCGCAUCGAGGACAGAGAGAAAGGAUCGUGAAAGUUCCGAAGUGGAGGCGAAGAAAAGCCGGCCCGGCGAGAAUAGUGGGUGGCUCAGAUAUGGCUUGUCCCGGGGUCGGGGGCUCGUAAAGGUGAUUCUCAAGCGGGUGUUUUUAACCACCCCACGCGCACCCGCCCGGCUUCUUCGAGGCGAAAUAAAUAUAUUCCGGGCUCGGCUUGUCGGGGGAGAAUAGGCGUUAGGAAAAUAAGACGGCGAAGUGGACGAAGAUGAGCAGGCAGUCUGUGCCACCUACCACGGGCAUCAAUUCCUGCGAGAGGAUCAGGCCGGAACGGCCCAGAAAUCCGAUCCAGAGACUCGUAUGGGGUCCCGGAUCGCAGUUCCAGGUCGGCCAUAUCGGCAUGUCGGAGGAUGAGGGCUCGAACCCGCGGAUGACGUUGAGAAGGUUGUUAAGAUUGUACGAAGGCAGACAGUACAGGGAAGCGGCCGGCUUUCUGAUGAAGCUGCCGCACUACACCCUGAAGGCUGCCCUGCCGGAUAUUCCGGUGGACCUGUUGAUCGAGACGCUGCCGCACAGCCUCGCCUUGCUCGAGGCACUCUAUUCCCGACUGGUGGAGCUUAACGUCAACGACACGAAGAUCCUGCGGAUCGAGCAAGUUCUCUGGAGAAUUGUGCACCUGAUAUCCACCAGCCAGGACCACUGUCGACUGCGUAUCUGGUGCAAGCUCCUCGUCUCGCUGAGCAGAUUAUCGCCUGGCACGAAGAACGCGCUGAUAUCGCGGCGACGCGCCCUCGAGAGAGCCGUCGAGGGACUCGGUAAGCACGGGCUAGUGCCUUCCAGCCUGACGAGCAGCUCCGAGAACUCCGUUACACCGAACCUGGUGCCAUUGCCGGUCGCGCUCAAAGAGGAACUCGAGACGCGAACGGAGGCUUACAAGUUGGCGUUGCAUAAGAUUGAGAACUUCGGCAAGCACGCCGGCACCCACAAAGCGGAUCAGGGUGUGCAGGCGGCCUCCCAUCAGCGGCAGCUUUCCCUCAAGUACAGCGAGAUCCAGCAGCGGCUGAUCGAUAACCAGAGCCUGCUGAACAACCUGGAGAAAGCGGGCGGCCCGUGCACCUUGGAGAAUCUGUUGGCGGAGCUGAAACGCCGAGUGGAGCAGGACAAGGAGGCGCUCCGACAAUGGACGGCCUUGAGGAAAUCGACCUCCGGGGCGAACACGAAGAAUCCAGCUCUGGCCGCCCGGUUGUUGCAGUUUUCGCGGGGCUGCGCGCUCGCGCUGCAAUUUAUGAGCGAGGAUAACCCGCAGGUAUUUCAACUAGACGAGAAUCUAGGCGACGACUACGAGGAGGAGUCCAGCAGCGCCGGCUACCACACGGACGAGAGUUGCAGCCCUACCCCGGAGCCAGUGGUGGUAGUGGCUACGACCUGCGAAGUGCUCAGGGUGGAGGACAAUUGCUCGGACUUGACCUCGCCGGAUAUCACGGUGGAGCGACUCGCCGAGAGAUACGGCGCCCUUUACGCUCACGCUAAUCUCCACACCCUGGACGCCCUGGACGCGCUGGAGUCGCUCAAGGACGCGCCCGACUUGAAGGCGAAAAUACUCUACUCGGUGGUGGUGCUCUCGUGGCGUCUGGCCGGCAUGGUACAGACAUCGAGGCGUCUGGAGGCCUUGAAGAUCUUGAACGGUGUCGCCGCUGCAGCGACGAACGGCGUGCAGACGGUGACGGUGACGGUGACGACGACGACGACGACGACGGCGGUCACGCCGGAGCUUGAAGAAUGCAUAAAACGGCAACUGGCCACUUCCGGCGCCCAGACCGGUUCUCGAGAGGUCGCCGAGCAGGUGGUCAGCCAGUUGGAGAGGACACUGUACGACUUUCCGUGUCUGCGUGGCUGCGCCGAGGUCAAAAGUUACGCCAGCGCGUGUUCCAGUUUGGCAUGGGCGUGUCUGGCGCGUUCUACACCGCUGGUGCUCGACGUGGCACAGGGUCUCGAGUUCCGACGAGACGUCCACGUGAGGCAUCAUGCCUCCCCGAAUCCGCACGGGACCAGGAUCAGAUCGGUCCUGUGGCCGGGACUUCGGGAAGGCUGCCAAGGCCCUUGCCUUCACAGAGCCGUCGUGCUGACCUGCUGAAGAGCGCGGCCUUUCUGUAACAUUUAAAAAGUAGUUGAUUGAGAUAUGGUUGGCUGUAAAAUUUAAUUUUGCAUGCAAGAAUAUUUUUUAUAUUUUUCGAAAAGAAGAAAUUUUUAAGAGGAUUUUUUUAAUAUUUCUCGAGAGGAAAGUAAUAGCAGGCAUAAAAUAUCGGAUGAAGCAUAUGCAAAGAAUACGGUCUGAUUUUUCAAUCCGAUUUGACUUUAUUGCAUUCAAUGAAAACAAAUUAUUCGUCAAAUAAUCACCCCGUGAUUGUCUAUGAUCCUUCGCCAAUGUUCUGGCGGCAUUUGCAUAUUAUAGUUGCAGAACAUGAUCGAUUUAAUGUCGAGGACAGAAAAAUCAAACCGAGUUUUUUUAAUUGUCCUAAUAUAAAAUCUAAUAUUGGAUUGAUCAUGGCUAUGUAACGAUCUUCUGAUGAUUCCAUAAUCAAUGCUCGCUAAGAGGACGGAAAAUUGUAAGCAUUCAGUUCUAGUAGCCGCGAAGAGGGCUACUUUUGUCCCUGAGUAUUUAUUUCACUAUAACAUCCGUAGAUAUCUGAAGUCUGAUAUAACGCAGAUGGAUCUUACAAAUUUGUAAAAUCAAAAUUUAUCUUUUCAAAGUCCAAAUGACAUGCGUAGAGGAUCAAUAAAAACAACAUAAUCUUGCGACAAAGUGAGGAAAAAAUGAUACACAAAAUAGAAUUUGCAAAUUGAGCGUACAUUGAAUGAUGGAGGUAAUCUUGCACGGAACACCGCACCGUUGCUCCAAUUUUGCUCGCAUUCAUGAUAUGCAUCCUUCGCCGUUGACACUUGACGCCGCAACCGGACCUUAAAUUUCAGAAACGCAUCUUGCUCACGCGUGCGUUGCUCGUGGCACCGUUGGCCGCAGGACGAAGAAUUCAGGGUAGUAUGACACGGUGUUGCGGCACUGUUAUAUCCCCACAUACCAUCUAUGUGGGCCUUAUCUGAUAUUCGCGACAAAAAGAAGUUUGAUAUGAAGGAAGACGAGCUGUCGCUCAAAAAAUUGCACCGACUUGUUGGCACACAAUAAAUUGUAACUAAGGAAAGAGCAUUCGUGAAAUCUACUUAUAAAAAUGGGACUGUAAAUUAUUUGUCAUAUUUAUUAUAUUAUCAAUUUUCGUCAUAUAUAUAUAUACGUAAUAUUUUUAUGAUCACUGUGCCUGAAAAUAUUUCAUCUUUGACACGAUUAGCUUCUUAAAAUAAUGAAUUAUUUAAUAUAUUCGUAAGCUCUCGCGAAAUCGAAGCUGUUGUACAGAGAUUAUGCACACCUCCCCACCCCCCUCAUAAGAUUAAUCGAGGAAUGUAGAAUAUAGAACGCGAUUAAAAAUAUAUAAGAAAUAUAAAUGAUUAAAUCAUUUUAUAAUAUUCAGAAAUAUGAACAAUUUAUAUACUAUUUAUAUUCUAAGUUAAGGAUUAACGCUCGACGUACAUAAAUUUUGCAUUAAGUCACAAAUACUAACAAUAACCGUCGAAACGGUAUAUUUGUUAACGGAUAAACUUUAUUUAAUACUUUUUAACAGGGAUACUGUAUAUUGUUCCACACAUAUCCGCGAUAAAAUUACACAGAUUAACAAUAAAACAUCAAUAAAACAUCUUAAUAAAACGUU